Molecule: messenger RNA, 375 nt
Organism: Procambarus clarkii (red swamp crayfish)
Lineage: Eukaryota; Metazoa; Arthropoda; Malacostraca; Decapoda; Cambaridae
Source: RefSeq, a predicted model, not a curated record
AUGGCCAGACACCUGCCAACAUGGCCAGACACCUGCCAACCUAGCCAGGCACCUGCCAACAUAGCCAGACACCUGCCAACAUGGCCAGACACCUGCCAACAUGGCCAGACACCUGCCAACAUGGCCAGAUACCUGCCAACAUGGCCAGACACCUGCCAACAUGGCCAGACACCUGCCAACAUGGCCAGACACCUGCCAACAUGGCCAGACACCUGCCAACAUGGCCAGACACCUGCCAACAUGGCCAGACACCUGCCAACAUGGUCAGACACCUGCCAACAUGGCCAGACACCUGCCAACAUGGCCACUCUACGCCACCCUUCACUAUCGGCCAUAGACCUGGCCUGGCCACCCUCACUAUCACCACCACCAUAA